AUUUAAUUCAGAUUUCAAUUUCCGAUCGAUACACUAAUCAUUGCAUUGGAUAAAAUAUGAUGAAAGGCUCUUCUCAUAUUUUAACAGACAUCUAGUCAUUACUUUAUAUAUGCAGGUUUAUAUUAAAUACCAAUAGUACCCGAUGAACAAUACUUUUCAUAGUUGCAUACAGCGUGGAAAUGAAUGUAAUCAUCAAACCAGAAAAAAACAGUUAACGGUAUUAUUGUAAAUGAAGCAAAUACCAACGUGGCAGGGGUCGAAUAAAUGCAGAGGAUCAAGCUGCGGUGAGCCAUCGCGCAUGCCCAACCGUGUGGUUUUAUGUACGAGCUAGCUGAUAGUGACGAAAGCGGGGACGAGGCCAUAUAUCAGGGCCUACAUCGCCCUCGGAGACAUAUGGAGGAGCGGAGGGAGGGAUGUUGUCACUUCACUGCAGAGGAAUUGGACGCCGAUAACUUUGCCCUAUCACACAGUAAUCCUAACUUGUUCAUUAGAUCACAGUGGCCCAUACCUCAACUAUGGUACUGUGUCUACAGAGUGGUAGUCGGCGUGGGCUUCAUUGUAUGGGUUGCCAUGGAUAUAUACACGGAGGCAAACGAGUUCUACGUCGGGCACCCAGAAGUUUGGUUCAUAUACGCAACCAACUGGAGCUUUAUGUUACUGGGAAUAAGCAACAUGUACAAUGCCAUCCUAGUUGUGUACUAUUAUUGUAAAACUAAGAAAGAUGGAAAAGAUGAUUGUGGUUUGGAGUUAGGGUCGGACAAUAUGCCUUGGUCUAUCAUGAUACACUGGAUGUUGUAUAACAUCGUCUCUAAUGCAGCCCUUGUUGUCACUAUAUCAUUCUGGACAUUCCUAGUGUCCUUCGACGAUGGUGAGGUGCUGAUGACUCCAAUGAGUAGAGUGAAACAUACUCUGAACACUGUCUUUGUACUGAUUGAUAUCAUGAUACAGGCUGUGCCAAUAAGACUCUUCCAUGUUGUCUACCCACUCUUUAUAGCUGCAGUAUACAUAGUCUUCAAUGCUUUAUAUUUCCUCAAUAAUGGAAUGGGAUACGAAGGAAAGCACUACGCAUAUAACACAAUGGAUUGGACGUAUCCCUUUACGGCGGCCAUUACGUGUGCAAUGGGCCUCGUAGGGGCCACACUAAUUCAAUGCGUUCUCUUCUUGUUGUACAAACUGAGACGAUGGAUUUAUAGGAAUUAUAAUGUUGAUCAUUGUAACGAUUUGUUGAAUAUAGAUGGCGAUAACAGUGAACGACAGCGUAUAUUAGGUAAUGAACACAACACACGGAACUAUAGCGCAAAUGCUAAUGGAGAUUCAGACAUUGAAAUGCAAAGCCAGCCAAUAGAGGGCCAGAAUAAUGAUUCAAAUGACACCAACGUGCCUUUACCUACGGUGGAACAGUCAAAAUUCAUUCUUAACAGUUCUUCAAAUACCAAUACUCAAAAUCAAUAAACAAAGAAUAUAGUCAUAUUUAUUCAAACUCUACAAUGAUUUCUACGAAAUCAGCAAUUGCAGCUUUAACAGAUGAUAUUUUACAAU
Molecule: messenger RNA, 1539 nt
Organism: Owenia fusiformis
Lineage: Eukaryota; Metazoa; Annelida; Polychaeta; Sabellida; Oweniidae
Source: the annotation of a GenBank genome assembly